Messenger RNA from Dipodomys spectabilis (banner-tailed kangaroo rat), 623 nucleotides. RefSeq names its product calmodulin like 5 (gene Calml5). Gene Ontology annotation, molecular function: enzyme regulator activity; calcium ion binding. The record is from RefSeq and is a predicted model, not a curated record. The transcript has a single exon. NCBI's taxonomy places the organism in Eukaryota, Metazoa, Chordata, Mammalia, Rodentia, Heteromyidae. Bases 40 to 489 code for a protein of 149 amino acids.
CAGGUCAGAAGCUCUCUACGAGGUGUCAGGGACUGCAGCAUGGCUGAGAAGCUGUCUAAAGAAGAGGUGGCAGAGUUGCACCAGGCCUUCUCCAGGUUUGACAAGAAUGGGGAUGGCAAAAUCAAUACCGAAGAGCUGGGCGAAGUGAUGAAGGCGGUGGGCCAGAACCUGUCUGAGGCCGAGCUGAAGGAGCUUAUUGCCCGGCUGGACACCGACGGUGAUGGUACCAUCAGCUUCCAAGAGUUCCUGACAGCGGUGGCCAAGAAGAUGAAGGGCGGGGCCACUGAAGAAGAGCUACGUUCUGUCUUCCGGGCCUUUGAUCUGAAUGGCGAUGGUCACAUCAGUGUGGAUGAGCUGAAGCAGGCCAUGGCCCAGCUGGGGGAGCAGCUUUCGCAGGAGGAGCUGGAUACCAUGAUCAGCCAGGCCGACUUAGACAAGGAUGGCAAGGUGAACUACGAGGAGUUCAUGGCCAUCCUCUCUCAGAAGUGAGACUUGCAGGCCUCCAGCCCCACCCUGUCUGUCUGUUGGACACCUGCCCACCAGACUGAGCACCUUCUGGGGGGGGCAGGGUCUCUGCUUUAGGGAUGGGGCUAUCAAGGAUAAGUCUGGGUUGGUGGAUGGGA